UGAUGGGAUGGAGCUCUUUAACCUUCUGCUCAGGAACACAGAAGAAUCAGCCGGCUGCCUCGGUGAACAUCCCUGGACUUUGACUAAUAAUAACGUUCUGAGCUCUCAGAUAAGAGAUGCUGAUGAUUUCUUAGACUCCCUGCUUCACAACUCCUCCUCCUCCUCUGCGCCAGCCUCCCCCCUGUGGUCGCCCUGCACCACCCACAAUGGCAGUAAUGAAGACCCUCUGACCGAUACCGCAAGCAGCCCCAAUCCGACCUCCUAUUCAGCUUUCCCAGCCUUCGACGUGCAUGUUUAUUCUCAGCGUCCUCCUCUAGAGAACCAGCCACCGCGAAAUGAAAGGAGGCCCGAUGUUUCCAUUGAUUUAGGCUGGGAGUCAGACGGCUGCUGUAAGGAGUUUGGGCUUACAUACUGCCUCUCUGAGAACCAACCCCCCCAUCUCACAUCCAGCCAUUCGCUCACAGUGAAGGACCUGCUUUUGUCCAAUCUAGGACAAACAGCUCCACAAAUCCCCCAGAAUUCCUUACAGGAACUUGUGCUUAACGAGGAUGAGAAGAAGCUUCUGGUUAAAGAAGGUGUCCACUUGCCCUGCAAACUGCCCCUGUCCAAGUUUGAGGAGAAGAUUUUGAAGAAGAUCCGGCGGAAGAUCCGCAACAAGCACUCGGCUCAAGAAAGUCGGAAGAAAAAGAGGGAAUAUGUUGACAGUCUGGAAGGAAGGAUGUCUGCGUGCAGUGCCCAAAACCUCAAGCUUCAGAGAAAGAUCCAGCAAUUAGAAAAGACCAACAAUGCUCUGCUGGAGCAGCUAAACCAGCUACAGGCUCUUUUGCCUAAUAGCUCGAGCAAGACAACAAACAGAGGAACCUGCAUCCUGGUUUUGCUCCUCUCCUUCUCCCUGCUCAUUUCCCCUCACCUCCAGCCUGAACCUUACAGCCAGCGCAGCCAUGCAGAAUACGCCACCGCCAAAGCAUCGUCUCGCUCCCUGCAGACCAUGGAUGAAGCGGAAGAUGUCCCUCCUCCUCCCCCUCUUCCACUCCUUUUCGUCUCCAGGGGCUUUGGAGGCCUGCGAAGCCUUAACGGAAGGCUUGGGGCUCAAACACACCUCCCUUCCUUUCACCACCAGGAUCAGAGACAAGAAGAUGAUUACCAGCCCCAACGGAGUAGAAACAUGUAGCAGAGGAGUGUCGACUUGUUUGCA
Nematolebias whitei (Rio pearlfish) is the source of this 1195-nucleotide messenger RNA. Its product is annotated as cyclic AMP-responsive element-binding protein 3-like protein 3-B. The coding region runs from base 8 to 1171 and encodes 387 amino acids. Gene Ontology annotation, molecular function: DNA-binding transcription factor activity, RNA polymerase II-specific; RNA polymerase II cis-regulatory region sequence-specific DNA binding. The transcript is spliced from 9 exons. Gene Ontology annotation, biological process: regulation of transcription by RNA polymerase II. Gene Ontology annotation, cellular component: nucleus. The record is from RefSeq and is a predicted model, not a curated record. NCBI's taxonomy places the organism in Eukaryota, Metazoa, Chordata, Actinopteri, Cyprinodontiformes, Rivulidae.